AUGGUGGUGUUGGUGGUUAGUGGAGAUGAUGAUGAUGAUGAUGAUGACGAUGAUGAUGGGCGUAGUGAGUGCUGAUUGGGGCCUGGUGAUGGUGGUGAUUGUUUAUGAAAAUGAUGAGUUUGGUGAGUGUUCGUGAAAGUGCGUGAAAGUGGUGAUGAUGAUGGUGAUGGUGAAACUAGUGACUAAAGAUGAUGAUGAUGAUGGUGAUGAUGAUAAUGAUCAUGGGUGUAGUCAGUGGUGAGUGCUGCUGGUACUGGUGGUGAUUGUUUGUGAAAAUGAUGAGUUUGGUAAGUGUUCGUGAAAGUGAUGAUGACGACGGUGAUGGUGAUAGUGGUCACUAAAGAUGAUGAUGAUGAUGAUGAUGGUGAUGAUGGUGAUGAUGAUGAUGAUGAUGGAUGUGGUCAGUGGUGCGUGGAGCUGGUACCUGGUGGUGAUAGUUUGUGAAGACGACGAGUUUAGUUUGUGUUCGUGAAAGUGAUAAUGACAAUGGUGAUUGUGAUAGUGGUAACUAAAGAUGAUGAUGAUGAUGAUGAUGAUCAUGAUGAUGGUGGCGCAUGA
Porites lobata is the source of this 558-nucleotide messenger RNA. The record is from the annotation of a GenBank genome assembly. Lineage: Eukaryota; Metazoa; Cnidaria; Anthozoa; Scleractinia; Poritidae.